Molecule: messenger RNA, 282 nt
Organism: Theileria equi strain WA
Lineage: Eukaryota; Apicomplexa; Aconoidasida; Piroplasmida; Theileriidae
Exons: 4
Coding region: 1-282 (93 amino acids)
Source: RefSeq, a predicted model, not a curated record
AUGGAAUCUUCUGAAGAACAAGAAAGUAAAAAUGAAGUUGAGGAGUCGAAGAACAGCUCUUCAACGAUUUUUAAGGGGUUUUCUAAAGCCUUUUCUACGGCAUUCCAAAAAAGAACAGACGCGACUCCCACUUCUUCAGUCAAUGUUAUAAAAACAAAAACGAAGAACAAGACCAUACAAAAGAACACCGCCAGAAGUAUUCCAUGUCAAACCAGCGAAUCAAAGGAAAAAAAAUACAGGAAGAUCGCAACUCGUGGAGGUAUUUUAAGGAUACUUGUUUAA